This is a messenger RNA of Suillus paluster, 490 nucleotides long. RefSeq lists its product as uncharacterized. The transcript is spliced from 4 exons. NCBI's taxonomy places the organism in Eukaryota, Fungi, Basidiomycota, Agaricomycetes, Boletales, Suillaceae. The coding region runs from base 99 to 449 and encodes 116 amino acids. The record is from RefSeq and is a predicted model, not a curated record.
AAUGACAUCACUAUCCUCCCGACGUCAUUACCUCGAUUGUGCGGUAUAUAACGGAGCAAGUACAUCUCAGGUCUCAUUCACCAGCUGCAGAGCACAUCAUGUUUCGCAACGCAAUCAUUUCCAACGCGCGCGUUUGUACUGCAUCAUAUACCCGUUCUAUCCAUGCCACGCCCGCUGCUAGCACGGUCACCGAGAAAGCGUCCGAGAUGGCAGACAAGGUGAAUAAAAAGGUUGGUAGAGGCCUUGCGUCGUCAAUUGAGACGGGAGAGAGAGCAGCGGAGAAAACCAAGGAGACACUCGGUGCAACAACGACUUCGGCAAAGCAGAAAGCCGAAGACGCAAAGCAAAACACCCAGGAAACAACGGAGCAAGUCAAGCAAAAGGUCAAUCAGGCUGCCGCCGGCACGCGAGAAACUAAAGACGAAAUUAAGAGUAGGAUGUCGAAGUAAUGACCCUGCUACUCCGUAUGCAUGAUUAAAACGUAUAAAUU